Molecule: messenger RNA, 963 nt
Organism: Closterium sp. NIES-65
Lineage: Eukaryota; Viridiplantae; Streptophyta; Zygnematophyceae; Desmidiales; Closteriaceae
Source: the annotation of a GenBank genome assembly
AUGGCUAGCCCACAAGUGCUAGUUUUCGAUGCUGAGGGCCGCCCAGUGAAGUUUGACACCUGGCUAGACGACCUGCACCUCUAUCUACAGCUCACAGCCAAGGACGACAUCUCACUGUACGACCACGCCCUAGGCCAUGUCACUGCCUCUGCUGCUACUGCUGACAGCACUGCCCGCUCACAGUGGCAGACUCGUGAUGCCCACGCUCGCUUCGCUAUUCGCAACUCCCUGCCGAUAGACGAGCGUGAGCACUUUGGCCAGCACAAGACUGCACAGGCACUGUACACAGCUGUCGUUGCUCGCUACUCCUCACCUGCCUCUGCCACGCUAGGCCGUCUCUCCCUCCCCUACCUGUUUCCCGACCUAGCCUCGUUCCACACAGUCGCUGACCUCAUCACGCACCUCCGUACUAGUGAGGCCCGCUUCCAUGCCGCCAUGCCUGAUGAGUUCCUUGCCACGCAACCCCCCCCACUCUGGCUCACUCUCUACCACCUAGUCACCCGCCUCCCUGACACUCUGCGCGCUGUCAGGGAUCACUUCCUAGCUCACUGCCCCACUGAGCUCACCAUUGCCCUCCUCGAGAAGGAACUGCUUGCAGCUGAGGCUAGCAUCGUAGCUGUAGGUCGGUACUUGCGUCUGCUUCGAGCGGGCGCCGCAGCGGCAAGGGCAAAGGGGGCAAGGGAGGAGGUGGUGACGGCGGGGGAGGCGGUGGUGGGGGUGGUGGCGGCGGUUGGGGUGGUGGUGGGACUGGUGGGGCUAGUGGUAGCGGUGGGGGUGGUGGCGGCAGCGGCGGGGGAGGUGGCAGGGGCGGAGGCGGUGGUGGGGGUGGCGGUGGAGGCGGCGGCGGCAGGGGUUGGGGUGGUCGAGGAGGUGGCGGCGGCGGUGGUGGUCGUGGAGGCGCUGGCGGUGGCCAGGGCCAGCAGCACACUCCGUCGCCCCAGGAGGUCCGUGAGUGGGGAUUGA